ACGUAUACUUACUCACUGAUAAAAUUGAUAAGGAAUAUAUUGUUAUCGAUGAGAAUGAUAAGAAUAAUGAGAGUGGUGAUACAAUAUGUUUCCGAGAGUUCCAAUUUGGAACAUUAGAAAGAAGUUAUGGAAU
Racocetra persica is the source of this 133-nucleotide messenger RNA. NCBI's taxonomy places the organism in Eukaryota, Fungi, Glomeromycota, Glomeromycetes, Diversisporales, Gigasporaceae. The record is from the annotation of a GenBank genome assembly.